Molecule: messenger RNA, 1863 nt
Organism: Penicillium cinerascens
Lineage: Eukaryota; Fungi; Ascomycota; Eurotiomycetes; Eurotiales; Aspergillaceae
Product: putative alpha-amylase
Exons: 9
Coding region: 1-1863 (620 amino acids)
Biological process (GO): carbohydrate catabolic process
Molecular function (GO): starch binding; calcium ion binding; alpha-amylase activity
Source: RefSeq, a predicted model, not a curated record
AUGAAACAGCUUACUUUCGUGGCGCUGUGCCUUGCACAUGCCGUUGCAGGCCUGACACCCGCUGAAUGGCGCAGUCAGUCCAUCUACUUUCUUCUGACGGAUCGUUUUGGCCGCGGCGAUAACUCCACCACCGCUGCAUGUGACGUCUAUUGCGGUGGGAGCUGGCAAGGAAUCAUCAAUCACCUGGAUUAUAUCCAAGGAAUGGGGUUCACCGCCAUUUGGAUCACCCCUGUCACCGAGCAACUGCCUCAAGACACCGGAGAUGGCGAGGCUUAUCACGGAUACUGGCAGCAGAAGAUAUACGAGGUAAAUACCAACUAUGGUACCGUCGCUGAUCUAGUCAAGCUCUCAAAGGCUCUGCAUGGUCGAGGAAUGUAUCUCAUGGUGGAUGUCGUGGCAAAUGAUAUGGGCUACGAUGGAGCAGGAAAUACUGUUGACUAUAGUGUAUUUGAUCCCUUUGACUCCUCGUCAUAUUUUCAUUCCUACUGUCUAAUCAGCAACUACGACAAUCAAACUAAUGUUGAGGAUUGCUGGCUUGGUGAUACUACCGUAUCCCUCCCAGACCUUAAUACGGACUUGUCCUCUGUUCAGACAAUUUGGUACAACUGGGUCAAAGAUCUGGUCUCAAAUUAUUCCAUUGACGGGCUGCGUAUUGAUACUGUGAAGCAUGUUCAACAAUCCUUCUGGCCCGGUUACAACGAUGCUGCAGAAGUCUACUGUGUCGGAGAGGUCUUGGACGGAGAUCCCUCAUAUACUUGUCCGUACCAAAACUACCUCGAUGGUGUUCUAAAUUACCCAAUUUAUUACCAAUUGCUGUAUGCAUUUGAGUCUUCCAGUGGAAACAUCAGCAAUCUAUACAACAUGAUCAGCUCUGUGGCUGCGGACUGUACAGACCCAACUCUCCUUGGAAACUUUAUUGAAAAUCAUGACAAUCCUCGUUUCGCAUCGUAUACGGAUGACUAUUCUCAAGCUAAGAACGUCAUUGCUUUUGUAUUCCUGUCGGAUGGCAUUCCCAUCAUUUACGCUGGCCAAGAACAGCACUAUAGCGGAGGCAACGAUCCCUACAACCGCGAAGCCACCUGGCUAUCGGGGUAUUCAACAGCCGCCGAGCUCUAUCAAUUCAUCGCCAUCACAAACAAAAUUCGCAGUUUUGCGAUUUCUACGGAUCCAUCAUACAUCACCUCUCGGAAUGAUCCGUUUUACACGGACAGCCACACCCUAGCCAUGAAAAAGGGGUCAAGUGGCUCGCAAGUGAUUACAGUUCUUUCAAACUAUGGUUCCUCCGGUAGCUCAUAUACUCUGACUCUGAGUGGUAGUGGGUACUCCUCUGGAACCGAGCUGAUGGAAAUGUACACCUGUACAUCUGUGACGGUGGACUCUAGCGGAAACAUCGCAGUACCCAUGGCGUCUGGCCUGCCUCGUGUCUUUAUGUUGGCAUCUUCGGCGACUGGCAGUGGAUCAUGUGCGUCUGGCUCGACAACGACGACAGCAUCCACAAUCAUAACGACAGCUACCAGUGCAUCAACCUCCACAAGCAUUUGCACACAGGCAACUGCACUACCAGUUCUGUUUGAGGAGAUUGUGACCACUACUUAUGGAGAAAAUAUCUAUAUAUCCGGCUCUAUCAGCGCACUGGGUGACUGGGAUACUGAUGAUGCCGUCGCCCUAUCAGCAGGCAAGUACACAUCGUCCAAUCACUUAUGGUAUGUUGAGGUGACACUUCCGGUCGGAACUUCAUUCGAAUAUAAAUUCAUGGAGAAGGACGGGUCUUCGGUGGAAUGGGAGAGUGACCCGAACCGGUCAUAUACAGUACCAUCAGGCUGUUCUGGAACUACUGCAACUGUAACGGCUACAUGGAGAUAA